AUGGUCCCCCCACCGGACCAGGGGACGGGCUGGGGGCCCCCCGCCUCGCUGGCCCUGCUCUGCCUGGCCCUGGUCCUGCUCCUCAUCAAGGGCACCCAGCUUUUCCUCCUGAAGCAGAAGCUGCUCAAGACCUUCGCCCAGUUCCCCGGCCCCCCGGCCCACUGGUUGCUCGGACACAACCUGGAGUUCCAGCCGAGCCAAGAAUUAGACAAGACUUCCUCGCUGUCAGAGAAAUAUCCUUACGCCUUCCCACGCUGGCUGGGUGGGUUCAUAGUACUCUGUCAGAUCUAUCACCCCGAUUACAUGAAGGCUGUGCUGAGCCGUGGAGAUCCCAAAAGCCAUCUGGGGUAUCAGUUUCUCUCCCUGUGGAUUGGCAAUGGGCUCCUGGUGUCCAACGGGCCCCAGUGGUUCCAGCACCGGAAGCUGCUGACUCCCGGUUUUCACCUCAACAUCCUGAAACCCUACGUCCAGCUGAUGGCCGACUCCGCCACGGUGAUGCUGGACAAAUGGGAGAAGCUGGCGGCCCAGGGGGAGACCGUGGAGUUGUUCCAGCACAUCAGCCUCAUGGCUCUGGACACCAUCUUGAAGUGUGCCUUCAGUCACCACAGCAACUGCCAGCUGGACCGCGACUCCAACUCCUACACGCAGGCGGUGUCGGACCUGACUUCCCUAAUCACUCAUCGAGUCCUCCAUUUCCAGUACCACAACAACUUCGUGUAUUGGCUCACCCCCAGCGGCCGGCGCUUCCGGAAGGCCUGCGAGAAAGCGCACCGUCACACAGAUCAGGUGAUCCAGAACCGGAAGGAGUUGCUGAAGGAUGAGCAGGAGCUGGAGAAGAUCCUGAAGAAAAGACACCUGGAUUUUCUGGACAUCCUGAUCUGUGCCAAGGUGGAGGAGGGCGAGGGGCUGUCGGACGCAGACCUGCGGGCCGAGGUGGACACGUUCAUGUUUGAAGGCCACGACACCACAGCCAGCGGCAUCUCCUGGGCGCUCUACUGCUUGGCCCUGCAUCCCGAACAUCAGCAGCGCUGUCGCGAGGAGAUCCAGGAGGUCCUGGGGGGCCGGGACACCGUCCAGUGGGGGGAUCUGGCCCAGCUGACCUAUACCACCAUGUGCAUCAAAGAGUCUCUGCGCCUCUACCCGCCGGUGCCCGUGGUCUCCCGCCAGCUCAGCACACCCAUCACCUUCUUCGACGGACGCUCGCUGCCAGCAGACCAGAUGGUUUCCCUGCACUUGUACGCUCUCCACCGCAACCCCAGCGUGUGGCCCAGCCCGGAGCUCUUCGACCCCAUGAGGUUCUCCCCGGAGAUGACGACCAGCAGACACCCCUAUGCCUUUCUGCCCUUCCUAGCCGGAUCCAGGAAUUGCAUCGGACAGCACUUCGCCAUGAACGAGUUGAAGGUGGUCGUGGCCCAGUCCCUGCUCCGCUUCGAGUUCUCACCGGACCCCACCCAGAUCCCGGUGCCCAUCCCCCAGCUCGUCCUCAAAUCCAAGAAUGGCAUCCACCUGAACCUAAGGAAGCUGCCUGUGUCCUAAAGGCUGAAGGAAUCUUCCCCAGUCCGAUGUGAAUACAGCAAGCAGGCCACUGCUGGCCCUGCUUUUUCGUUCCCUGUU
Messenger RNA from Tachyglossus aculeatus (Australian echidna), 1614 nucleotides. Its product is annotated as cytochrome P450 4B1-like. Lineage: Eukaryota; Metazoa; Chordata; Mammalia; Monotremata; Tachyglossidae. The transcript is spliced from 12 exons. The coding region runs from base 1 to 1536 and encodes 511 amino acids. Gene Ontology annotation, molecular function: oxidoreductase activity, acting on paired donors, with incorporation or reduction of molecular oxygen; monooxygenase activity; heme binding. The record is from RefSeq and is a predicted model, not a curated record.